Molecule: messenger RNA, 578 nt
Organism: Manihot esculenta (cassava)
Lineage: Eukaryota; Viridiplantae; Streptophyta; Magnoliopsida; Malpighiales; Euphorbiaceae
Exons: 4
Coding region: 2-517 (171 amino acids)
Source: RefSeq, a predicted model, not a curated record
GAUGCCUCGAAGAGCAGUAUCAUCCAGAGGUAGAGGACAUAGCCAACAUCUGUCUAUGAAUGAAAUAGAUGAGGCAGUACAGGUGCAGGAGGAAAUACUGGAGCACACUCCACAAGCAUUAGGGGGCCAAGCAAAUGCAUCCUCAUCAUCAUCAGUUCGAACUAGAGGUCCGAAUUUGGGACAUCCUAUCCCAUCAAACCCAUCUGAUCGACAAUUGAUUAGAUUGAAAGGAACUGUUUUUUUAGAUUCCACAGUUACUAGAUCAAUCACUAAUGACAUUAAGAUGCGCUAUACUGCUCCAUGGAAAACUUGGUCAGAAAUACCUUUAAAGACAAAAGACGAGCUCUUCGGACUUUUUCGGAGUCGAUAUGCAUGGGAUGAGAGUGAAGAAGGUAUGGUUCGAAUUGCUUGGGAAAAGAUUGGAUGGAGGCAGAGAUAUGGAAUGAACUUGUUGCAUAUUGGAGUACACCAGAGUGGAGAAAGAAAUCAGAAGCUGGUAAAGCAAAUAGAAACGUAGAAAAAGAUGGGACUAUUACGAAACACUCUGGUGGUUCAAUAAAAUUGAAGGUUCAUGAGAA